AUGUGCAAUUGCCAGAAUGAUGUGAAAAUGUGCAAUUGCCAGAAUGAUGUGAAAAUGUGCAAUUGCCAGCAGAAUGAUGUGAAAAUGUGCAAUUGCCAGAAUGAUGUGAAAAUGUGCAAUUGCCAGAAUGAUGUGAAAAUGUGCAAUUGCCAGAAUGAUGUGAAAAUGUGCAUUUGCCAGAAUGAUGUGAAAAUGUGCAAUUGCCAGAAUGAUGUGAAAAUGUGCAAUUGCCAGCAGAAUGAUGUGAAAAUGUGCAAUUGCCAGAAUGAUGUGAAAAUGUGCAAUUGCCAGAAUGAUGUGAAAAUGUGCAAUUGCCAGAAUGAUGUGAAAAUGUGCAUUUGCCAGAAUGAUGUGAAAAUGUGCAAUUGCCAGCAGAAUGAUGUGAAAAUGUGCAAUUGCCAGAAUGAUGUGAAAAUGUGCAAUUGCCAGAAUGAUGUGAAAAUGUGCAAUUGCCAGCAGAAUGAUGUGAAAAUGUGCAAUUGCCAGCAGAAUGAUGUGAAAAUGUGCAAUUGCCAGCAGAAUGAUGUGAAAAUGUGCAAUUGCCAGAAUGAUGUGAAAAUGUGCAAUUGCCAGAAUGAUGUGAAAAUGUGCAAUUGCCAGAAUGAUGUGAAAAUGUGCAAUUGCCAGAAUAAUGUUAAAAUGUGCAAUCAGCAGAUGGUAAAACAAGAAAGGUUGUUCAGAUUGUUUGAAAACAACAUUUCUCAUGGCUAUCUGUAUCUAAGUAUAUGUGCCAAAUGUAAAAUGUUAUCAUAUUUAUUACUGUUUGCAUGUUAAAUUAAAUAUAAAUAUAUUAUCUAUGUAUGAAUA
Molecule: messenger RNA, 807 nt
Organism: Owenia fusiformis
Lineage: Eukaryota; Metazoa; Annelida; Polychaeta; Sabellida; Oweniidae
Source: the annotation of a GenBank genome assembly